This is a messenger RNA of Raphanus sativus (radish), 672 nucleotides long. RefSeq lists its product as uncharacterized. Bases 226 to 651 code for a protein of 141 amino acids. Lineage: Eukaryota; Viridiplantae; Streptophyta; Magnoliopsida; Brassicales; Brassicaceae. The transcript is spliced from 2 exons. The record is from RefSeq and is a predicted model, not a curated record.
AAUGAUGGUUUGGCCAGAGGUUUUGUGUUCGAUGAUUGGAUACGCGAAUUUGUGCAGGGACCAAACUAUGUGGUCAAAUCAUAUCCAAAAUUCUGUACGCGAGGAUAUGCAUUCACAAAGAAAGGUCAUUCUAAGACAACAUAUGAUGCUGGUGUUUCAUCUUCUUCCGGUGACGAUGUCUACUACGGCAACAUAAAAGAAAUAUUAGAAAUCCAAUUUCCUGGAAUGGUUGGAUUGCGUUGUGUAGUAUUCUAUUGUGAUUGGUAUGACACCACCCCAGAUAGAGGAGUGAAGAUUGAUGCGUUUGGUGUUAUAUCGGUUCAUUCGCGGCGGAAACUUCAAUAUUAUGAUCCCUUCAUUCUUGGUUCGCAAGCUGAUCAGGUGUGCUACAUCAGUUACCCUCGGGUGACGUACAGAGACGAUCCAUGGGUCACAGUAACGCAAAUCAACCCAAGAGGACGAUUGAAUGGAAGUUCUGAUGAUGAUGAACCAUUGCAACCAGAGUCUACCAGCAACGCCCAGGCAGUUGAAGAUUUGGCAGAUGUUGAAUUCGUUGAGAAUUUUACUGAGUUUGGACUUGAUGCUGUUGUACAUUCGGAGCCAGAAGCUGAGGUUGGGGAGUUUGAUGAAGAUUCAGAAGAUUCGGAUUAGGUUUUUUUUUUUUUUUUUUUU